AUGAAGAGGAAGAAGAAGAAUUCAUCUCGUAGCAGCAAGGCUUAUGAAGGUAUAGGUGAGGUGGUUGCAUGGGAUGCAGAAGACGAUGUUAAGCAUGGUGGUGAAUCUAAUGAUUUUCAGUUGGUUAGGAGAUCAUAUAAUUUUAAUGUGACACUUCCUCCUUCCUGUCCCAGCAGUUUGAGUGGUAAAGGCAAUGAUAAUGAUGCGUUUGUCACCAGAAACAAAGUUAGGGAAACAUUGCGUUUGUUCCAAGUUGUCUAUAGGAAACUUGUUAAGGAAGAAGAGGCAAAGUUGAAGAAUGUUAAGAGGCCUGAUUUAGUUGCAGCAACUGUUCCUAAAAGGAAAGGAAAAUAUGUAAACACAAACAAGAAAAUCAUUGGAUCUGUUCCAGGUGUUGAAGUUGGGGAUGAGUUUCAGUACAGGGUGGAGCUUAAUAUUAUUGGUCUUCAUCGCCCAACUCAGGGAGGUAUUGAUUUUGUGAAGGAAGGUAAAACUGUCCUUGCAACGAGUAUUGUAGCAUCUGGGGGCUAUGAUGAUGAUCUGGAUGACUCUGAUGUCUUGAUAUAUACUGGUUCAGGAGGGAACAUGAAGGAUGGAGAUAAAGGACCUGAAGAUCAGAAGCUUAAACGAGGUAAUCUUGCUUUAAAGAUUAGUAUGGAUGCACAGAAUCCUGUAAGAGUCAUUCGUGGUGAUACAAGAGUGUCUGAAUCAUCCAGUGCAAGAAAUAGGACUUAUGUCUAUGAUGGGCUAUAUUUGGUGAAGAAGUGUUGGCAAGAAAUGGGGCCACACGGCAAACUUGUAUUUAAGUUUAGGCUGGAUCGAAGUCCAGGUCAACCAGAGCUUGCUUGUAAAGUGGUGAAGAAGUCCAAAAAAUUUAAAGUGCGAGAGGGUCUCUGUGAAGGGUCAAUUCCAAUUUGUGCGGUGAACACCAUAGACAAUGAGAAGCAUCCACCAUUUGAAUACAUAGCUCAUGUUUUAUAUACUGAUUGGUGCCAUCCUAUUCCUCCCAGGGGUUGUGAUUGUACUGAUGGCUGCUCUGAAACUGGGAAAUGUUCUUCUGUGGCAAAAAAUGGAGGAGAGUUCCCAUAUAACCAUAAUGGGACUAUUGUUGAAGCAAAGCCUCUGGUCUACAAGUGCGGUCCUUCUUGCAAGUGUCCUCCGUCUUGUUACAAUAGAGUCAGUCAGAAUGGUAUCAAGUUUCAGCUUGAAAUCUUUAAAACAUACCAUUACAAAUACAAUAGAUCAGGUUCAUGAUUCUGAUGGCAAUAUAAAGAAGUAGAGUUGUUACUGUGGUUCUUCAGAGUGCACUGGGAGGAUGUAUUGAGGCUGUGUAGCAAAAGGAGUUGGAUUUAGAAGCAGCUGUGAUUUAAUUUGUCAAAACCAACAAAUCAUAGCUCGAGUCUGUUUUCAUGCGUUGUGGUUCGUUAUGCUCCUGAGCGUGAUCCACACAUCCAGAUGGUCAGGUUAAAUUUAUGGUUGGGAAGACUAUUUGCUGGUAGGUAGUAAUGUAGCCUUUAGUCUUUCCAAAUUUCAUCUAGUGUUGUUUGUUGUGAGUUCUGGGUUUUGUAUAUGCACUUAAUUUUCAUAUCUUAGUUAAAAGGCAAAAUAAAUAAAAAGAAAGA
This is a messenger RNA of Hevea brasiliensis (rubber tree), 1622 nucleotides long. Its product is annotated as histone-lysine N-methyltransferase, H3 lysine-9 specific SUVH5-like. The record is from RefSeq and is a predicted model, not a curated record. Gene Ontology annotation, molecular function: zinc ion binding; histone methyltransferase activity. The transcript is spliced from 2 exons. The coding region runs from base 1 to 1254 and encodes 417 amino acids. Lineage: Eukaryota; Viridiplantae; Streptophyta; Magnoliopsida; Malpighiales; Euphorbiaceae. Gene Ontology annotation, cellular component: nucleus.